GUGAAAUCGAACGGUGCCCCCCUCUCGCCAGCUAUAUAAGUUUACAAGAGCGGCGAACACUUCAUUCAAGUGCGAUCGGAAGGUUAACGGGGUAGCAACACGGACAAGCGCAGCUCUGCCAGUGCAACGCUUCAAGGAUAUCCGGUUGUUGUACUAUAGUUCUUGAAAAAGGACAGGAAAUGCGACCAUUUACCAUUUGCCUGCUGUGGGUGCCCUUGUUAGCGACUUAUGUACCUACUUCAACGUCAAACGCAGUCGGAAGUACAGUGGCCGCCAGUAAACCUAUUUAUUUCUCUAGCAGCAAUGCUACCAUCGUUCGGUCGAAGUUACCCAACAUUAACAAACGCCGUUGCGGAACUCGCUUCUUCGAAUUGAGGUCAACAUUAGCACCGAUUAUAGUUCCGAAAAACGUGACAACGAAGGUGGUAAACAAUGAAACCAUAUACGAGCAUGUAUACGCCGAUGACGUUCAGGGCAAGCAAAAGUUUGGAGUACGGCAGGCUUUGCAUAGGGGCGCCGCUGCGAUGAGCGCUCUGUUAAAUACCGUUUCAGGGGGCCUGGCGGCCGUCGGCGGAGGCUUUCUGCUAUAUGCAACGAUGGUUGGACUGUUUGGCGAAAACUUCUAUAACAACUUUUCUGGCUUGCCUCUGUAUGGCGCACCCGGUGGUCCUACUAGUGGUUUUACACGACAAACUUUUCCUUCAUCUGUUGUUCAAGAGCCAGCCAGCUUAAUCCAGGACCUGGUAGCACAGGGCUCGUCUCAAACCUCUACCUAUACACCACCAGGAUACCCGCCCGUUCAAAAAAGGACCGGUGAUGCACAGACAUCGUUCAAGUCACAUAACAUCGACACCAUGGCCAAAUUACGCGCCAGUGAAAUGCGUUUCCUUAAGCAGGCGGUGGAGCCUUUUUUUUCUUCUUUACGAACCCUUAACGAAAUUGACUUUCCUGAGGAAAUGUUCCGGGUACUCAAUAUUCGAAAUUUCGACUGCAAGCAGAAAAUCAUUUGUGAGAUCGAGCAAUUCGUAGCUAGCAAAGGCGUGGCUGGCUUCAUCGUCAAUUUCUUCAGUCCCUAUAUUCCAGGCAUGGACAAGUACCGUUCGGCCAUCUUCACAGCUCUUCGCCGCCAGAGUUGCGGGCUCGUUUACCACUCAUGUCCAGGGGCCAUCGGCCAACGUAUUCUCGAACGUAUCGGCAUCAACUAACGACGUCUCGGUCGUCACCGUGACGUCUUACAGGAUAUGAUAGUUUCCUUAGAUGUAGGGACUUUAUAUAAAACAACAUAGUUAGUAUCGAAUCGGCUUGCUGGCGUACUACUCUUCUAGAGAACUUAAAAUCAUCGCCAAGAAAUGAUUUUGCAUAAUAAGAAAAACUAAUGUUAAAAAGCAGAAUAAUGUUGCGUCCGGGCGAGGUGAUCUAUUUAGGCAUGUUUUUCUAUUCUUAAACCGAUCCUAUUAUAUUCAAGACAGCAAAAAUAGAAUAUAGCUAUUAUAUAUACACACAUUAGAAACACACGCUUGACAUAUAAAUUAUUUAAGACCAAUCCCAAAUCCUAUGACAAGGUUAUACGUAUAAUACUGAGCCACGUAUUUACCAUAUUUAAACAAAUGUACUGUGUUUUAUUUAUGCUAUUUACGUAAUUCCAUUAUAUAAAAGUAUAUACAUUAUCGUCUUGCUAGCCAUGUGAUGAAAUGAAGAGCGGACGUG
Varroa destructor (honeybee mite) is the source of this 1707-nucleotide messenger RNA. RefSeq lists its product as uncharacterized. The record is from RefSeq and is a predicted model, not a curated record. Lineage: Eukaryota; Metazoa; Arthropoda; Arachnida; Mesostigmata; Varroidae.